Pieris macdunnoughi is the source of this 792-nucleotide messenger RNA. The record is from the annotation of a GenBank genome assembly. NCBI's taxonomy places the organism in Eukaryota, Metazoa, Arthropoda, Insecta, Lepidoptera, Pieridae.
AUGGCUCGAGGACCAAAGAAACACUUAAAGCGUUUAAACGCUCCCAAAGCAUGGAUGUUGGAUAAGCUCGGCGGAGUUUACGCUCCGCGACCAUCAACUGGUCCUCACAAGUUGCGUGAGUGCUUGCCGUUGGUUAUCUUCUUAAGAAACCGUCUUAAGUACGCACUCACUGGCAGCGAGGUAAUGAAGAUUGUUAAGCAGCGUCUUAUCAAGGUGGACGGAAAAGUGCGCACGGAUCCCACCUAUCCUGCUGGAUUCAUGGAUGUGGUUUCAAUUGAAAAAACCAAUGAACUGUUCAGGUUAAUCUAUGAUGUAAAAGGACGAUUCACCAUCCACAGGAUCACCCCAGAGGAAGCUAAGUACAAGCUGUGCAAAGUGAAGCAGACCGGCACCGGCCCCAAGGGAGUGCCGUACAUCGUGACGCACGACGGCAGAACCAUCCGCUACCCCGACCCUCUGAUCAAAGUGAACGACUCCAUCCAGUUGGACAUCGCCACCACCAAAAUCAUGGAUUACAUCAAGUUCGAGUCCGGCAACCUCUGCAUGAUCACGGGCGGAAGGAACUUGGGGCGAGUCGGCACCAUCGUGUCGCGAGAGAGACAUCCCGGAUCCUUCGAUAUCGUUCACAUCAAGGACUCCACGGGACACACUUUUGCCACCAGAAUGAACAACGUGUUCAUCAUCGGCAAAGGCACGAAGGCCUACAUCUCCCUUCCUCGAGGCAAAGGAAUCCGCCUCACCAUCGCCGAGGAACGGGACAAGAGGAUCGCAGCCAAAGUGGCGCAUCACUAG